Messenger RNA from Poeciliopsis prolifica (blackstripe livebearer), 407 nucleotides. RefSeq names its product MICOS complex subunit Mic10-like. The transcript is spliced from 4 exons. Lineage: Eukaryota; Metazoa; Chordata; Actinopteri; Cyprinodontiformes; Poeciliidae. The coding region runs from base 46 to 273 and encodes 75 amino acids. The record is from RefSeq and is a predicted model, not a curated record. Gene Ontology annotation, cellular component: mitochondrion; mitochondrial inner membrane; MICOS complex.
GUCGAUCUCGCGAUACUCUCGUGGAUCUCGGACACAUCCGGAAAUAUGGCAGACGAGCUCGGGCGAAAAUGGGACCGUUGUCUUGCUGACACAGCCUUAAAAACAGUGACAGGCGUCGGUGUCGGCAUCGUGUUUUCCGUCCUCUUCUUCAAACGUCGAAUGUGGCCGGUGUCGUUCGGAUCGGGCCUGGGGUUGGGAAUGGGAUACAGCAACUGCCAGCAUGACUUCAGGUCACCGUAUCUGAUUCAUGGCCGCGUGGUUGAGGACCAGUGAUGAACGACUGAAGAAGAACAUGGAAAUCUCAUCUGUUUUAAUUUAAUUAUCCGUUUGGCACCAACUUCCAACGAUGCCCACGUUGUGUAUCUGUAAUACAGUAAAUGUAUAUUUAAUAAAAUGAUUGCAUAAAG